This is a messenger RNA of Brettanomyces nanus, 1731 nucleotides long. RefSeq lists its product as uncharacterized. The coding region runs from base 1 to 1731 and encodes 576 amino acids. The record is from RefSeq and is a predicted model, not a curated record. Gene Ontology annotation, molecular function: alpha-1,2-mannosyltransferase activity. Gene Ontology annotation, biological process: mannan biosynthetic process. NCBI's taxonomy places the organism in Eukaryota, Fungi, Ascomycota, Pichiomycetes, Pichiales, Pichiaceae. Gene Ontology annotation, cellular component: Golgi apparatus. The transcript has a single exon.
AUGUUCAAUAUGCGUAAGUUACGCUUUGGCACUCGACGCACCAAGGUGGUAGCCAACGUGUUAGUUCUUAUUGCUAUACUACUUAUAUUAGGUGCUGCUUUUUCAAGUAAAACCUUUGGUUUACCACCGGAAAUUAUCGGUGUGAAUGACGAUGCUACAGAUAAAUCUAACAACAAUGCUGCUGACCAGAUGUUGCCCGGUAACGACGAGGACGAAAUAAAGCAGCUUACUGAAGAACGGAUAAAGGCUGAUAAACUGGUUGAAAUUAACAAAAACGAAUACAACGACCCCACAGGGGAGAGGCUAAAGAUGGCCAAAGAUUACUACCAGAAAAUCUUCAAGAUCUUCCGUAAAGGAGAGCCAAAAUGCAAGAUUGUUCAGCGUAAAAGUUCGGCUGGAGCAGAGACCGUUGGUGUAGAGAGCAUUGACAAUUCUCCUGUGCUCACCAAGGAGUAUCUUGCCUCUUUCAUUGAUCUUAGUAAGGACCAGCGGAAAGAAUUGACAAAAUCGCACGAACUCAUGGUGAAGAGCCUUCCUGAUAGCUAUCCAGAAGGAUUAUAUAAGGGUAAUGGUAUCGUCUAUGUUGGAGGAGGUGCUUUCAAUUGGUACGCACUAUUGUCCAUUCAACACCUCCGUAGACUAGGUUGCACUUUACCCAUUGAGGUUAUCAUCCCUGAAAUUGAUGAGUACGAGACGGACCUCUGCCAAAGACUCUUUCCAACCUAUGGAGCACACUGCAUCUUCCUUCCAAAGGUACUCGACAAUGACGUUCGGUCGGACUUCUUAUUCAAAGGAUAUCAAUACAAGUCGUUGGCACUACUUGUCUCAUCUUUUGAGAAUGUUCUUAUGUUGGAUGCAGACAACAUUCCUACCACAAAUCCUGAAAUUAUUUUCAAGGCCGAGCCUUUCAACUCAACGGGCUUGGUGGUUUGGCCUGAUUUCUGGAAAAGAACAACUUCUCCCGACUUCUACAGUAUUGCUGGCAUCAAAUUGAACGAGAAAUCCCGUACCUCGAAAGGUUAUGCUAGAUAUGGUAAAUAUGAAAAGCCCAACUGUCCUGAAGGUAAGGUGUUACUCCAUCAAUUGAAAGGCGCCAUUCCGGAUCCUUCAAGUGAAUCUGGACAGCUUCUUAUCUCCAAGAAAGAGCAUACAAAAGAUAUUUUGAUGGCCCUUUACUACAAUUUGUACGGACCCAACUACUUCUACCCAUUAUUUUCGCAGGGUGCAGCUGGUGAAGGUGAUAAAGAAACUUUUAUUGCUGGAGCUCACGUCUUGAAUCGUCCUUACUAUCAAGUGAGACAACUUGUCUCACCCAUCGGAAUGUACAAGAACGGUAAGUUUAGAGGCGUGGCCAUGAGACAGGCCGACCCUAUGGCGGACUAUCAACUUGGUAUCAAAUACAAAGACUCUGUGGAACCAGUUAAAGAGGAGCCUAAGAUGAUGUUCAUGCACGUGAACUUCCCUAAAUUGGAUCCAAUUAAGCUGAAAGUAGAGGAAUUUGUUUUUGAUGCUGAGACCAAGAAAAGAAAUAGGUUCUUUGGAGACGACUUUGCUCGUAAGCUUGGCUACGAUUUUGAGCUUGCACAGUACCAAAACAUGAAGAUUUUCGCCUGCGACCCCGACGUUCAGUUCGAAUAUUUCCGGAAGAAAAACAUUAGCCAGAAGGAACUCUGUGACGAGGUUAUGUCUCAACUCGAAUACUUAGAAAGCACCACUGAUGUGGCGGAGUAG